AUGUGGUGCUCAAUGCCAGCCUUGCUUAUGGCCUAUGCUGCGCUCGUUGUUGCCAACAAAGCCGCCUCCGAUGUUAUUGAUCUUACCCCGGCGACCUUUGAGUCCAUAGUCCAGGAGGAACCGCUCCUCUUGGUUGCAUUCGUUGCUCCAUCAAUGUCGUACCACUGCGUGCGCUUGGCUCCGCAUUAUGAACAGGCCGCCACCGCCCUAAAGGAGAGGGGAAUCAAGGUUGCAAAGGUGGACUGUGUCCGCGAGGCUGAUUUCUGUCAGUCAGAAGGGAUACAAGUAUAUCCUGUUCUCAAAGUUUACCGGCAUGGCGAGGCAACAACCUACACUGGCCCACGAAAAUCAUAUCACAUUGUUGACUACAUGAUUCAUCAGCACUACCGCACUGUUUUCGAUGUCACAGCCGAGAACCACGACGCGUUCACUAAAUCUGAUAAAGUGGUUGUGAUCGCUUACCUCUCCAGUACCACCGACGACCUCGCUCUCGAAUUCCGCGAAGCUUCCUUCGCCCUCCGAAACGACUACCUCUUUGGUAUGGCGACCGACAAGGCAGCCAUCGAAGCUGCCAGUGUCACCGCCCCCUCUAUUGUUGUAUAUCGGUCCUUCGAUGAGCCCAGACUGGAGUACCCGUAUCCAAUUUAUUCCCUCUCAAUGAACGAUCUUGUGGAGUGGGUAAGCGGCCUUGCGAUCCCUGUGUUUGCUAACGAUGAUGGGUCAGACUACGCCGUGUUUCUCCGCAGCGGCAAGCCCUUAGCAAUUCUGUUCGUCGGUCCUAGCCCAACCGCCGACAAGGAGGCACAAAUAUCCGGGAUCGCCCCCAUUGCAGCGAAAUACAAGUCCAAGAUGAAUUUUGUCUGGAGCGACGCGAGUAUUUUUGGCAGUCACCCCGACGUCCACUAUCCUGUGUUUGUUAUCCACAAUGUGGGAAGGCAGUCCAAGUACCCACUUGCGCCCCAAAAGGUUCAGGGUGUCACACCUGAGCGUGCUAUCGAAUUGGUAGAGCGGUACCUCGGUGGAAAGCGCGGCCGUCCACUUAAGGAUCAACCUGUCCCUGACCUCCAGGAAGAGCCUGUCCUCACAGUGUUUGACAACUUCAGCCUUGCGAAGAUAAAUUCCGAUUAUAGCAAAGAUAUUUUCAUACAUUUUUAUAAUAUACGGUCCAGAGAAAGUAUGCUCCUCGAACCUAUCUGGGAUAACCUCGGCAAGAAAUACGCUGCCAUCAAGGACCGUAUUGUCAUCGCUAGGAUGGACUCCCUAGAACACGGGCUUCCACUAUUCACCCCCUUCCGCAUGACGACAUUGCCCACUCUCAUGUUCCGGUCUGCGGGCACUCACGGCUUCAUCGAAUAUGACUCUACCAAUUACGCCUUUGAAAAUCUAGUCUCAUUUGUUGAAAUGCACGCCAAGAACCCUCUUGACCUUCCCGAGGUAUCAGACUCUCAAGACGCCCAGGCUCCGUUCUCCGUUGGAAGCUAA
Psilocybe cubensis is the source of this 1482-nucleotide messenger RNA. RefSeq lists its product as uncharacterized. The record is from RefSeq and is a predicted model, not a curated record. Gene Ontology annotation, molecular function: protein disulfide isomerase activity. Lineage: Eukaryota; Fungi; Basidiomycota; Agaricomycetes; Agaricales; Agrocybaceae. The coding region runs from base 1 to 1482 and encodes 493 amino acids. Gene Ontology annotation, cellular component: endoplasmic reticulum. The transcript has 6 exons. Gene Ontology annotation, biological process: protein folding; response to endoplasmic reticulum stress.